This is a messenger RNA of Octodon degus (degu), 1555 nucleotides long. RefSeq names its product 2-oxoglutarate and iron dependent oxygenase domain containing 2 (gene Ogfod2). Gene Ontology annotation, molecular function: oxidoreductase activity, acting on paired donors, with incorporation or reduction of molecular oxygen; L-ascorbic acid binding; iron ion binding. The transcript is spliced from 7 exons. NCBI's taxonomy places the organism in Eukaryota, Metazoa, Chordata, Mammalia, Rodentia, Octodontidae. The record is from RefSeq and is a predicted model, not a curated record. Bases 395 to 1465 code for a protein of 356 amino acids.
GCCCGGAGUAAAGGCUACCCUCGAGCUCAGACUGGGGCAAGGUCGGACCUCGGAACUGUCCUGGCUUCCUCGAGAGGUCAGGUGGCUUUCCGAAAGUUCCUAGCGGAGGAGGGAACAACGUUGAAAACCAAAGGCUAGGGCUGGGGAGAUAGCUCAGUAGAAUAAGCGUUUACCUGGCAAGCUCAAGGUUUUGAUUUUGAGCUCACCUUCCUACAAAGUGCCCCGCGGUGGAAGAUCGAUGAGGCCGACCAUCGGGGCCGCCGGCCCACACCUUUCUUCGGUGCUCUUGGGAAUUUAGGACGGUCCCUUGGGCGCUGGCUCCACCCCACUCCCGACUGGGGGCGCACCCGGAAGUGCCCCUAAGAAACCUGGAAGGGGCGCGUGGAGCUUCACCAUGGCUACGGCCGCGGCCCCGCGCCGCUUCUGCCGCUGCGCCUGCUUUUGCUCCGAGAAUCUGUACGUGGCGCGCUACGGGCUGCACCUGCGCUUCCGGGACGAGCGGCAGCUGCGCCGGGACUACGGCCCCGUGAGUGACCCCGCUGGCUCUCGGCAGAAGUGGGCAGAGGAUGAACGACGGAUUGUGCCCGAGAUUGCGUGCGCAGAUACGAGGACUCCCCCACCCACCCCGUGCCUCGGUUUCCCCAUCUUAAAGCCGUGGUUAGCCUCUCCGCCAUCCUGCGCAGCCGCGGCUGUGUCAGCACCGAGGACUUCCAGCAGCUCUUGGCGGAGCUUGAGCAGGAAGUGGAGCGGAGGCAGCGGCUGGGGCAGGAGUCGGCUGCCAGGAAAACCCUCAUUGCGAGCUCCUACAGCCCAGCACGGCCCAACAUCUACAGUACCCUGCAGGAUGCAGCUUUGGCGCCUGAGUUUCUGGCCGCAGUCCAGUACAGCGCAUCCCAGGGUGCAAACCUCAAGGGUCUCCUCCAGCGCCUGGAGACAGUGUCAGGUGCUGCUGCAUGAGCUAGGCCUGGAUGAGCCGCUGGUGACCCCACUGAGGGAGCGCUUCCUCCGGCCCCUGAUGGGGCUGCUGUACCCAGACUGUGGUGGGGCGCGGUUGGACAGCCAUCGAGCCUUCGUGGUCAAAUAUGCGCCAGGUCAGGAUCGGGAGCUGGGCUGCCACUACGAUAAUGCCGAGCUCACGCUUAACGUGGCCCUGGGCAAGGCCUUCACCGGGGGCGCCUUAUACUUCGGGGGCUUCUUUCAGGCACCCCCAGCCCUGACGCAGCCGCUGGAGGUGGAGCACAUGGUGGGCCGGGGUGUCCUGCACCGGGGUGGCCAGCUGCAUGGGGCUCGAGCCCUGAACACUGGUGAGCGCUGGAACCUUGUCAUCUGGCUCCGGGCCUCUGCUGUGCGCAACCGCCUCUGCCCCAUGUGCUGCCGUAAGCCGGACCUGGUGGAUGACGAGGGCUUUGGCGACGGCUUCACCCGGGAGGAUGCCCCCACGGUCGACGUGUGUGCGCUGACCUGAGCCUGGCUUGGCCCUCCAGCGUCACUAGGAGGGGCACAAUAAAUUCCCUAGUCCCCGCAGCCAUGGUGCUUGUGGGGUCAGCAAGGCUCA